UGCCUAGCGCGUCCUCCGCAGUGGGCAGGAGGAGCGGCCGCCGCCAUGCCGGACAGCUGGGACAAGGACGUGUACCCCGAGCCCCCGAGCCGCACUCCGGCGCCCUCGCCACAGACCUCCUUGCCCAACCCCAUCACCUACCUGACGAAGGCCUUCGACCUCCUGGUGGACAGGCCAGUGACCCUGGCGAGAGACUUCAUUGAGCAGCAGCGAGCCAAGAACAAGUACCACUACUACCACCGGCAGUACCGCCGCGUGCCCGACAUCACCGAGUGCGCCGACAGCGACGUCCCGUGCCUUUUCGAGGCCGAGAUGCAGUGGCGGCGGGACUACAAAGUGGACCAGGAGAUCGUCAACAUCGUGCAGGAGCGGCUCAAGGCGUGCCAGCAGCGCGAGGGCGAGAGCUACCGGCAGCUCUGUGCGCGGGAGCUGCAGCAGUUCGCCGCCGUGUCCAAGGCCUUCCAGGACCGCUACUACGACCUGGGCGCCCACUACUCGGCCCGCAAGUGCCUGGCCAAGCAGAAGCAACGCAUGCUGGCAGAGAGGAAGGCAGCCAAGGAGGCGGCUGCGGCCUGAAGGCGCCAGCAUGGCCUCCACAGAACCUCAAUAA
Messenger RNA from Ochotona princeps (American pika), 610 nucleotides. It is a transcript of the gene NDUFB10, whose product is annotated as NADH:ubiquinone oxidoreductase subunit B10. The record is from RefSeq and is a predicted model, not a curated record. The transcript has 4 exons. Bases 46 to 576 code for a protein of 176 amino acids. Lineage: Eukaryota; Metazoa; Chordata; Mammalia; Lagomorpha; Ochotonidae.